Molecule: messenger RNA, 714 nt
Organism: Thlaspi arvense
Lineage: Eukaryota; Viridiplantae; Streptophyta; Magnoliopsida; Brassicales; Brassicaceae
Source: the annotation of a GenBank genome assembly
AUGGAGACGGAGACGAAUAGCAAGGAGCUAGGGCUGAAACACCUAGGGUUUGUGAGAAUCGCGGCGAUCCAUUUUCUGGCUAGCGUCUCGAAUCUCUACGACUACGCGAAGCAAAACUCCGGUCCUCUUAAAUCCGCCGUCGGAAAGGUGGAAGGAGCCGUCACCGCCGCCGUCAUCCCUGUCUACAACAAGUUCAAGGAUGUUCCUGAUACUCUCCUCGUCUUUCUCGAUCAUAAGGUUGGUGAAGCCUCGUGCAAGUUUGAUAAGCAUGCGCCUCCAAUGGCUAAGCAAGUGGUGACUCAAGCGAAUCUAUUGAUCAACAAGGCAACAGAGAAGGCUCAAAGCUUUGUGAAAGAGGCUCGUACCGGUGGUCCCAAAGCUGCCUUUAACUUUGCUGCAACCGAGUACAAGUACUUCCUUGUGACCAACUCAGUCAAGGUCUGGUCUAAACUCAACCAGUACAAACCAAUCCAUGCAGUGGGAGCCAAAGCUUUGCCCGUGGCUGCAAACUUGUCCGGAAUCUACAACGACUUGGUGACGGAUAUGACUCAGAUGGGUUACCCUGUGGUUGGUUAUCUUCCGUUGGUCCCUGUUGAUGACUUUGUUAAGGCGUAUCAAAAGGAGGACGCAGCGCCAAAGAAAGGAGAUGAUACUACUGCUACUACCACUACGACUUCUACUGAUGAAAAGAAGUCUGAUUCGGAUUCAGAUUAA